Messenger RNA from Macrosiphum euphorbiae (potato aphid), 849 nucleotides. Lineage: Eukaryota; Metazoa; Arthropoda; Insecta; Hemiptera; Aphididae. The record is from the annotation of a GenBank genome assembly.
AUGGCAUAUGCCGAUGAUAUAGUACUGAUGGACGAAUCUCAAGAUGGAGUUAAACGGCUCUGUGGCAGACUAAAUGACGCAGCACAGAAAGUAGGACUACAAAUUAAUGAACAAAAAACUGAAUAUAUGAUUAUAGGUAGACAAAAUUGGAUGGAUCAAGUUUUGGAGGUAGAUCAUUUUAAAUUUAAGAGAGUGAAUUCUUUCAAAUAUCUUGGCUCAAUUGUGACUGAAAAAAAUGAUAUCACCAAGGAAGUAGCCGCGAGAAUCCAAGCGGGAAACAGGAAUUAUUAUGGUUUGGAGAAACUAUUAAGUUCUAGAUCAUUAUCAAGAGAGAUAAAGAGACGUUUGUAUACUAGUCUAAUACGGCCAGUGAUAUUGUACGGAUCGGAAACAUGGGCACUAAGGAAAUCAGAUGAGAAUAAGUUCUUAAUACUAGAAAGGAGAAUAUUACGAAAGAUAUUCGGCCCAAUAAAAGAUAACAUCACAGGAGAGUGGAGAAGAAGAAAAAACAUAGAGCUACAAGAAAUUUUUAAUGAAAAUAACAUAGCAGAGACGAUCAAGAAAAAAAGAUUGCGGUGGGCAGGACAUGCAAUCCGAAGCCAGAACUCUUUACUAAGAAUGGUUCUAGAACAGAAUCCAGUAGGAAAAAGGCCCUUGGGAAGACCAAAAUUGAGAUGGGAAGAUUUAGUUAAGAGAGAUAUAGAAGACUUAGGAGGCGGAGCAAACUGGAAGGAUUUGGCGAUGCCUGGAGAAUUGGUUGUGAGACGGGAUGGUCCUAGCGGCCGAUUAACCCAAGAAGAAGAAGAAGAAGAAGAAGAAGGAGAACUGCUGGAUUUCAAUAUUCAUUAG